GAUGACGCGAAGGUCCUGAAAGAAACUGCGCAUGUGACGCAUGCUGUGCGCGGGAGCUGCUGUGAAGUAGUUGUACGUUCUUUAUCAUUUUACAUUUUAUUUGUUGAAGUGUUUUAUUUCACCUUGUGAUGUGUAAUGUGAUCAACCUAUCUUAAACACAAUGGCAUUUAACUUUGGACAAACAGGCACUGGAGGCUUCAAUUUUGGAACCCCUAAAACUACCGCUGCAGCCACCACAGGUUUCGGUGUACCUCAGGGUUCCAGCACUCCAGCAGGAGGGGGCUUCUCUUUCGGGGCCAACCAACCCCAGACUCAAAACUUUGGAAACCCACCAUCUCAGAUAGCAGGACUUCUUGCACAGCCGACACAGAACAAUGGAAGCACGCAAGGUGGAUUCGGCUUUGGAGCCCAAGCUCAGAGUACCACUGCAGGUGGAGGCUUCUCUUUUGGUGGCUCCCUUCCAAAACUCAGCACACCUGCAGCACCUCAACCUGCAACCACAGGUGUGAGUCUGGGGGCUUCAACCACUGGGACAGGCUUCUCUCUCGGGGGGCUCACCCCUCAGACAACUGCAGCCCAGCAGCCUAUGGGAGGAUUUAGCUUUGGGGCGCCCAAAGUUCAGGCUGCCUCAGUUGCCCCGGCACAGCCCACCCCUGUGCUCUCACUAGGAGUUCAACCUACCACAGGUCUGUCUCUUGGUGCUCCUACUGCUGCCUCCAUUGCUUCCACAACUGCUAUUAAUUUUGGAAUUAAAACUUCAGCUACUCCAGCCCCAGCCAGCACUGCGCUAUCUAGUCAAUCCUCGACAGCUCCAGUGUCCUCUCUGUUUGCUAAUCCUAUAGCCUCAACUCCAGUCACAGGAUUCACAUUGGGCUCCUCGACGGCAUCAGUGGCCCCUGUCAUGACCUCAGGAUCCAGUGCUCCAGCAAGCCUGUCACUGAAACCUCUAGGAGCUGUUCCUGCUAUAACCACAGCUGCUGCAAGCACAGGAGCUACUACUGGCUUUUCAUUGGGGCUGAAGACUGCAGCUUCUACUGCACUGGCCUCCACCACCGCCACCUCAACUACUGUUGUCACAGCCAGCACUGCUCCAGUGAUGUCAUAUGCUCAGCUUGAGGCUUUGAUCAAUAAGUGGAGCUCAGAAUUGGAAGACCAAGAAAGACAUUUUCUACAGCAGGCUACACAGGUCAAUGCCUGGGACCGUAUGUUGGUGGAGAACGGAGAGAAGAUAACCGCUUUACAUAAAGAUAUGGAGAAAGUGAAACUGGACCAACGAAGGCUGGAUCAAGAACUGGACUUUAUCCUUUCCCAGCAGAAAGAGCUGGAGGAUCUUCUUAGUCCGUUAGAGGAGUCCGUGAAGGAGCAAAGUGGAACCAUAUACAUGCAGAACGCAGAUGAAGAACGAGAAAGAACGUACAAGUUGGCUGAAAAUGUGGAUGCUCAACUCAAAAGAAUGUCCCAAGAUCUAAAAGAGAUUAUUGAACACCUCAACACCUCCAGUGGACCCGCUGACACUGCUGACCCGCUUCAGCAGAUCUGCAAAAUUCUCAAUGCACACAUGGACUCCUUACAAUGGGUGGAGCAAAAUUCAGUUUUACUUCAGAGGCGAGUGGAGGAGGUCUCAAAGUUGUGUGAGAGCCGCAGCAAGGAGCAAGAGAAGAGCUUUCGUUUAAACUUCCAGUGAUCAUGCAUAAUCAUGUUGUUUUUUCUUCAGUCAGAUGUAAUGAACGUCUUUGUUUUUGAUAUUUGCUUCAAAAUAAAAUUAGCUUGGUUUCCUCUUA
This is a messenger RNA of Danio rerio (zebrafish), 1781 nucleotides long. NCBI's taxonomy places the organism in Eukaryota, Metazoa, Chordata, Actinopteri, Cypriniformes, Danionidae. The record is from RefSeq and is a predicted model, not a curated record.